Linum tenue is the source of this 216-nucleotide messenger RNA. The record is from the annotation of a GenBank genome assembly. Lineage: Eukaryota; Viridiplantae; Streptophyta; Magnoliopsida; Malpighiales; Linaceae.
AUGAAAUAUUUAUGGAAUCCCCAUAUCAAAGAAGCAAUACCAAAUUCACCUUUAGAAAAAUCCGAAGUGAUAGGAGUUGUAACUUUACGUGCUUGUAAAGAACUCAAACGCAACAAUGGUAUGAAAAUACGAUAUGAUGACAAUGUUGCAGUUGCCAUGAUCAAGAAGGAAAUUCAAAGGGAACUCGAAUUUUUGGUGCGAUCUCACAGGAGUUGA